GUAAUAAUAAUUAAUAAAUAAAUAAAAAGGGAAAAAAGAUGGAAUAGAAAAUAGAUCGUGGGAAGGAGGCUUGAGUCUGAUUGAAGCUACAUGGAUCGCGUUCUAUGGAUGUUUUCUGCUCUUCUCGUGGUCGCCGCCGCUGCCUUCUUCUGAUCCAUCGCCGCCUCUUAGCUCGCCUUCCGCUGUCGCGAUUCGAUUUGAUUGGAAAUUGGAAUAUUUGAAUCCAAGCUCCGCAAUGGAUGACAAUGGAGGAGGUAACAAGAUCACAGGCAUAAGCCAAAUCGUGAAACUGAAAGAAUUCCUUCAGAGAUGGCAACACGCGACGAUCGGGAACAGUCCGAAGAGCACAGAUACACCAAAAUCAAGCGACGCCAUAGGAGGACUUUCUCCUCAAGUUAAUCUGAGGCUUCAAAACUCAAACACGAACUGCGAUUCCGACGAGGACAGUUGCCAGAGCCUAGAAAUGCCGAGCGAUGUUCCGAGAGGAUACCUUGCGGUGUACGUCGGAAAGGAGCGCCGGCGAUUCAUCAUUCCGACGAGCUAUCUCAGCGAUCCACUGUUCAAGGUGCUGUUGGAGAAGGUUGAGGAGGAGUUUGGGUACGACAACAAUGGCGGCCUCACGAUCCCCUGCGAUACAGAGACGUUCAAAUAUCUCCUGCAGUGUAUGGAACAUCACAGGAAGGAUCAAGCUGCCUGAUCCACACAAAUUUGCUGCACAUUUGGAGGAUUUUCAUCGAAAACUAUUCGGAUUCGGCCGGCGCGCUUCGCCGGAUUGUUGGAUCGGUUGCUCGAUAUUAGUUGGUAAGAUCGACAUUUUUGUUUGGUGUCUAAGAACUUCUCUAUAUGACUGCAUGUUUUUAGUUUGCAAUCUUGAAAGCUUUCUUGUUACUAUAUUACGUGUUUAUGUGAUUUAGAAGUAAUUUUUACUCUGUUUUGCAUGGCUGCUG
Molecule: messenger RNA, 947 nt
Organism: Andrographis paniculata
Lineage: Eukaryota; Viridiplantae; Streptophyta; Magnoliopsida; Lamiales; Acanthaceae
Product: protein SMALL AUXIN UP-REGULATED RNA 12
Exons: 3
Coding region: 236-697 (153 amino acids)
Biological process (GO): response to auxin
Source: RefSeq, a predicted model, not a curated record